GGCACGAGGCAGUCGCGACUCGAGUGGGCUGGGCGGGCACACGUCAAUGCGAACACCAGACGCAGAAUAAGAAGUCAAACCACGCCUGGCCAGCACCAAAAGGAGAAAAAAUAAUUAAAAAUGAAAAUUUGGACUCAACUUCUUUUUCUCAGCUGUACCCUGUGCAUCACGUGGUGCAAUGUUUUUCCAGCUCCAUAUUUCGACGGAGAGGAGAACUUGAGUUUCGCAAACUGCGGCGUUUGGGACAAAAAUGUAAGCAGUAGCUCAUCGUGGCCUGCGUACAUUCGACAAGCAAAUAAGGGUUGCUACGGAAUAAUUAUUUCUCCCAGAUCGAUUCUCUCGGCAAACUGCAGGAUUCAAAAGGGAGGUGGAUCAGAAAUUCUUGCAUACGUUGGAGCGUGUGCGAGUUUUUACACUUACGUGAAAGGCGAAUGCAACAGCAAAAAAAUCAAAGUAGAAGAUGUAAUCGAAAUUAACCACACUCCGAUUCCAGGAGAAAGAUUCACAAUAACUUUUCAUCUUUUUACAACGCAGAAAAUGCCGAGUGAUAUUAUUCCAAUCUGCCUUUUCAACCGCGGCAGCCAAACGGAAAAAUCUGCAGAUUCUCCGUAUUAUGCAUGGCUACGAUUAUUUGGAAGAGGAACUAUUCUUCUGCGGGAAGUGCUUCGAAGUCGAAGAAUUGUUUCCUACAACCAAUGCUUCGCUAAACAACGAACAACAGGUUUGCCGGAUCUGAAUGAGAAGCUACGACAGUCUCCUCAAAGUAGUCUUCUUUGCGUCCAGGAUCCCUAUCCGUAUUAUGAGAGUGCUUUGGUGAAUUCAUACAAAGGUCGGUAUUUCUUGCGAGGAUUCCGAGUGUUUCACUAUCUCUUGAGAGACCUGGAGAACUACAAAAAAUACAUCGAUAUUUUACAAUUUAUUGACACAAUCGCGAAACACGCAAAAGACAUUUCGAUUCUGCCAUCUACUCGACCGCAAGUAAAGCCAGUAAAAGGAUUCAGGGGAUCGGAUAACCUGAGCUUCCCAAAUUGUGGAAGAAAACCUAGAGCGGUGGCAAGAGUGAAACGACAGGAGGCAGGGCAGUAUUUUUUCUUUGGUUACAACGCUCGGCGAGAUAGCCACCCGUGGCACGCCGAGUUGAGGAAUCCCGCGUCUGGUUUGAUCUGCGGCGGCACGCUCAUCUCGAGAAAAGCGGUUCUGACAGCGGCUCACUGCAUUGCUGAAAUGACUGCCAAGGAUUUUCUCGUGACAAUCGGAAUGUAUGAUAAGAGACAAAGAAAUGAUCCGAGAAUACAGACAAAAAUUCCCAGCAGGAUGAUCACCCACCCAAAUUACACGAGUGGGCAGUUCCAUUACGAUGUUGGUCUCAUGAUUUUCGACUCCGGGUUUCAAUUGACUGACAACGUCCGUCCCAUUUGUUUGUGGAAUGAGGACGCGAAUUUGGACCGAGUAGCAGGAAAAUUAGGCGUGGCGGUUGGAUUUGGAAUUCUUGAAGACUACUCCCUUCCCGACAGUCUUCAAGAGGCUCGUCUGCCGAUCAGAUCGAACAAAGAGUGCUUUAGCAGUGACCGCAGCUUUUUUGGAAAACAUUUACGGCCGGGCGACAAUUUCUGCGCCGGCUACAGAAAUGGCACGAGUGCGUGUGUAGGAGACAGCGGAGGCGGCCUCUCGGUUGAGAAAGGUGGCCGCUGGUUCAUUCGAGGAAUCGUCAGCUUCGGGCGGGCCAGACGAGUUAAUUUCAACGGCAAUGUGCAAACUGUGUGCAAUCCGAACAGUUAUUCGUUUUUUGCUGAUGUCGCUUCUUAUUUGAACUGGAUUGUGCAAAAUACUCCAGAUAUUUUCAUUAAGUGACUUUUUUCUAUAACAAAAUUUUUUUGUUUCAAAUAAAUUUGCUUUUUUAUUAUUCACACAAAUUUCUUUGAAAUAAUUAUUUAUGAGGAAAUUUAUAUAUUUGUUUUUCUCCGAAUUACCAAAUUUUAUUUUAUUAAAUUGGCUUGAAACCAA
Molecule: messenger RNA, 2004 nt
Organism: Cloeon dipterum
Lineage: Eukaryota; Metazoa; Arthropoda; Insecta; Ephemeroptera; Baetidae
Exons: 13
Coding region: 121-1851 (576 amino acids)
Biological process (GO): proteolysis
Molecular function (GO): serine-type endopeptidase activity
Source: RefSeq, a predicted model, not a curated record